UAGGACACUUACCCACAAAUCCCUUGAAGCCAUAUUCUCAACGCUUCUUGGUACUUUCAUUCAUUUUGUUUCCAUUCUUUUUCUCACAAAACAUCAACAUGUCUCCACAAAUCCCUGUUCUCUCCUUCUUCCUCCUCACACUCUCAUUUGGCUUUUGUUUUGCCUCUCAUAUUCAUCACAACUCUCUCAAUGCUCCAAAACAUGAACACUUUGGCCUCAUGAGAAGAUCUUACAGAACCAGCAAGUCUCCCUCAAGGUCCUCUCAAGCAACACUCAGUGUUGAUGACUACGGAGCCAAAGCCAGCGGAAACGAUGACUCUGAGGCCUUCAAGAAGGCUUGGAAUGAGGCUUGUUCUUCCGGGUCUGUUCUUGUUGUCCCUGAGGACAAGAUCUACCAUCUCAAGCCUGUAAAGUUUUCAGGUCCAUGCCAGCCAAACACUGCUUUAAUGGUGUAUGGAACUAUCAUGGCGUGGUCUGACAUGUCUGCGUAUGAAGAAGAUCGAAGGUUUUGGAUUCAGUUUGUAGGAAUAAAAAACUUCAAAGUUGAUGGUGCAGGCAAAGGCACUAUUGAUGGCAAUGGCAAGAUUUGGUGGCAGCAUUCCUGCAAAAUCAACUCAAACCUCCCAUGCAAGGAGGCACCAACUGCUGUAACAUUCAGCCAAUGCAACAACUUGAUCGUGCAAAACCUCAAGUUCCAAAAUCCCCAGCAAAUGCAUAUGAAUUUUGAUCAAAGCUUGAAUGUUCAAGUUUCAAGCCUGAUAGUGAAAGCCCCAGGAAACAGCCCCAACACUGAUGGGAUUCAUGUGACAGCAACACAGAAUAUUUUCAUAAGCAACAGCAUCAUAGGAACAGGUGAUGACUGCAUUUCAAUAGUAAGCGGGUCUAGCAAUGUUAAAGCUACAGACAUAACCUGUGGACCAGGACAUGGAAUCAGUAUUGGGAGUUUAGGAGCUGGUGAUGCAGAAGCAGAAGUGUCAAAUGUGAUAGUGAACAAAGCAACAUUGAUAGGAACGAUGAAUGGUGUGAGAAUUAAGACUUGGCAGGGGGGUUCUGGAUAUGCAAGAGACAUCAAGUUUAUGAAUAUAGAAAUGAGAAAUGUGAGCAACCCCAUCAUCAUUGAUCAAAAUUACUGUGAUCAACAAAAACCAUGCCAUCAAGAGGGAUCAGCAGUGCAACUGAGUGAUGUGCUGUAUCAGAACAUAAGAGGAACAAGUGCAUCAGAAGUGGCCAUAAAAUUUGACUGCAGCGAAACGAAGCCUUGCAGAGACAUAAACGUUGAAGACGUGUUCUUGAAAACUCAAGGACAUGGUGAAGCUGUAGCCACUUGUGACAACGUUAGAUUUGUCAACCGAGGAAACCUCGUCCCUCAGUGUUCUUAGCUUAAACAACAAGAAGAUUCUGCGACGUCCUUAGCUUUCAUCAUCAAUAUAUUCACUUAUGGUUGUUAGUUUAUCAUCAUUGGGUUUUGUUUUGUGCAUGUGAAUAUCAAUUAUCAGUUCUAAGAAAGCGAAGAGAGAUAGAGAUAGAAGAAAAGUAAAAGCUAGACUUGGAUGUUCCAUCAAAGGUGUAGUAGUAGUGUUUGAUACUAUUGGUGCUUGUUCCAGAAGCCAAUGAUGAUUCUACAUAGAUAUAUAUAUAUAUAUAUAUAUAUAGUAGCAAGUUUGAUUAUGAAAGGAAUCAACUUUGCUGCUCUUC
This is a messenger RNA of Prosopis cineraria, 1695 nucleotides long. RefSeq names its product polygalacturonase-like. Gene Ontology annotation, molecular function: polygalacturonase activity. The record is from RefSeq and is a predicted model, not a curated record. The transcript has 9 exons. Lineage: Eukaryota; Viridiplantae; Streptophyta; Magnoliopsida; Fabales; Fabaceae. Gene Ontology annotation, biological process: anther dehiscence; fruit dehiscence; pectin catabolic process. Bases 99 to 1379 code for a protein of 426 amino acids.